Halteromyces radiatus is the source of this 3768-nucleotide messenger RNA. RefSeq names its product armadillo-type protein. The record is from RefSeq and is a predicted model, not a curated record. NCBI's taxonomy places the organism in Eukaryota, Fungi, Mucoromycota, Mucoromycetes, Mucorales, Cunninghamellaceae. Bases 348 to 3353 code for a protein of 1001 amino acids. The transcript has 11 exons. Gene Ontology annotation, cellular component: cytoplasm. Gene Ontology annotation, biological process: nuclear-transcribed mRNA catabolic process, deadenylation-dependent decay. Gene Ontology annotation, molecular function: mRNA 3'-UTR binding.
AUUUUCCCCUCUUUACCCUUCUCUUUUUCUACAUACAUAUAUAUAUAUAUAAUAUAUUACCUUUUUUUUUUGUAUAUACACUUCAUAUCAGUCUUUUCUCUUUUUUAACAUUGGUGACUGUUACGUUGUAUUUAUUUUGUAGAGACCCAAAAACAAAAAGUGAACCAUUAUUAAGUUGUUGUUAUUUUGUAGCAGUUUGAUAAGGUUCAUUUUUUUAUUAUUAUUAUUCUCUCUCUCUCUCUCUGUCUCAAACACAUACACAUAUAUAUACAAACUGUUUUUUUUUUUUGACAUUGUUGUUCUUUUCCUAUACAUAUUUAUUAUUUUGAUAUCUUUCAUCAACAAAGAUGAUGCCAAGACUCUUUGAAGAAAACCAUUCUCCUAGUAGUCAAAGGUAUGACUUGCACCAACCAAAGGCAACAAAUCAACCACAGGGACAGUUAGCUGCUCUACUUCAAGGAAAAUAUGAUAGUGAUUAUGACUUAUUUAUGGCUUCGGGUACCUCCAAUUUAUUUCCCAAUGAUGAUUCUUAUGAUCGCUCCAACAGUGCUCCUCCUACUCAAAUAUUGUAUCAACAAAUGAAUGCUACUAUGCAUUCUAGACAUGGUAGUCAAACUGAAAGUUCUCAUGACAACUCUAUUAUCGAUAACUAUCAAGAUAAUUCCACCGGUGCAAACAAGUUUGAUACUCUUACAACUGCUUACACUCAAACCAAUGAUGCCUGGAAACAAUUAUGGGAAAACAAUGCAAAUGAAUAUGAUCAUCCUGCUGCUCAAUAUGCUCAACAACAACAACAUCAUCAUCUUCAACAACAACAGCAUCUUCAACAACAACAGCAACGGGACAAGCGUGGUAACAAGAUGAAAUCAAAUGAGGAUGCUAUGAAUCGACGUGGUCGCAAUUUGGUAGAUAUUAUUCAAGAGGAUUUCCCGCGGACGCCAUCACCUUUAUUUGCUUUGCAACAAGCUCGUCAACGCCAUGCUCAAUUAAAUGGUCUCGAUGUGGGUGAUCUGGAUUCUAAUGAUUAUGAUGCCUUGGCCACUACAUCCACUUCGUCUUUUCAUCAUCAGCAACAACAACAUGAUGAUAAUGGUGAUCCGAAUGAUCGAUCUAUGGCUAUGCUUUCAAUGAUGGAUGAAUCGGAACGAAGUCAUGCUAGCCGCGUCAACGCCCUCCGUGCUCUGUCUCCUCCUUUACGAAACAAGUUCACCAGCCCACCCCCUGCAAGAUCAAAUUCAACACCUCCUGGAAGACACUUCAAUGCUCAUGGUGGCACUAAUGUACCAACAAGUGGUGUCAACGAAAGUGAUUACAACAUUAACAUGGAACCUCAAACUGAAAUGAUGCUGAAACAGUUCGGAAACUUUGGUUUGAAUGAUGAGGAUGACUAUGGUGUAAUACAGCAAGCCCGUUACUUACAACUUCAACAACAACAGCAGCAGGCUCUCCGUAUGCAACAACAACACCAACAAAGUGGUGGAUAUCCUGGUUACUAUGGUGGCGGUGGCAAUGGAAGUAAUCUUGGUAGUCCUCAAUUAUAUGGUCAAAUGCAACCUUUUACAACGCCUCCACUAUCUUCCAUGUUGGAUAUGAACGAUAUGCAUGGUGAUGAUGCUAACCGUACUGACAAACGUUGGCCGACUGGAGACCUAUAUCGACGUCAGCAAGCUGCCAUGGCUUUUGGUCCUUCAGGUCCUCUUUCUGCUCCCGCUGGUUUGGAUCCCUCUGGUUUCCCUGACGGUCAAUUUGGUCUAGGUGUUAAUGCUGGAACGGAUAACAAGAAACUUCGUCCUCUUCAACAAAUGCAACAACAGCAGCUAUUGAUUCAACAACAACAACAGCAAUUGAUGGCAGCUCGUCAGCAAUUGUUACUUCAACAACAAAUGCAACAACAAAAACACGGAUCUAGUGGUUUUGGUGGAAGUGCUAGCAAUCUGAAUGCCAAUCAUCGUAUGCGGAAUAUGCCCUCUCAUCAUACUCAAGAUGUCGCCAUCUCACAUACUUCUGUAUCGUCAUCUGCUCAUCAUCAUCAACAACAACAACAGCAACAGCAGCAACAGCAACAACAACAGCAACAAGCAAAUAAUUCGCAAGAUAUGACGCUUAGCAUUCGUAGUCAACUCCUGGAAGAAUUUAGAAAUUCCAAGAACAAAAAAUACGAACUCAAGGAUAUUGCUGAACAUAUUGUCGAAUUCAGUGGUGAUCAACAUGGUUCUCGAUUUAUUCAACAAAAACUGGAAACCGCUAACAGUGAAGAAAAACAAUUGGUGUUUGAAGAAGUUCUUCCCAAUGCUUUACAAUUGAUGACGGAUGUAUUUGGCAACUAUGUUUUGCAGAAAUUCUUUGAACAUGGAAAUCAAAUGCAAAAAACUAUUUUGGCCAAACAAAUGGAAGGUCAUGUUAUUUCGUUGUCUCUUCAAAUGUAUGGAUGUCGUGUUGUUCAAAAGGCUUUGGAACAUGUUUUGACGGAACAACAAGCGAAACUAGUUAGCGAAUUGGAUGGAUGUGUUCUUAAAUGUAUCAAGGACCAAAAUGGCAAUCAUGUUAUUCAAAAAGCUAUCGAACGUGUCCCUGCAAUUCAUAUCCAAUUUAUCAUUGAUGCGUUCCAUGGUCAAGUUUACAAUCUAGCAACACAUCCUUAUGGCUGUCGUGUGAUCCAACGUAUGUUUGAACAUUGUACUGAUGUGCAAACUGGUCCACUCUUGGAAGAACUUCAUCGAUGCACGGGACAAUUGGUACAAGAUCAAUAUGGUAAUUAUGUAAUCCAACAUAUUCUUGAACGAGGCCGACCUGUGGACAAGGCAAUGGUGAUCAGCAAGAUUCGUGGUCAAGUACUUCAACUUAGCAAACAUAAAUUCGCAAGUAAUGUAGUGGAAAAGUGUGUAGAUCAUGGAUCCAAACGCGAUCGACAGCUUUUGAUUGAAGAAGUUUUGCAAUCAAGACCGGAUGGUUCUUAUCCUUUGGUGACGAUGAUGAAAGAUCAAUAUGCGAACUACGUGGUACAAAAGAUGUUGGAUGUGGUAGAUGAUGAUCAACGUGAACUUUUGGUGAACAAGAUUAGACCUCAUUUGCAAUCAUUGAAGAAGUAUACCUAUGGAAAACAUUUGAUUCAAAAGGUUGAAAAGCUAUUGCCAUUGAUCAACAUUACUGGUGAUGAUUAUCAAGACAACACUGUCAUUAACAAUCAAUCUACAACGACGACGUCGGAUGAAAUUGCUAUAGAACAACGAUCUAUGGCACCUGAAGAAGAUCGUCAAGAUCAAGGCGAUCAAGCCGUGGAAACAUCGACUAUUACCGCUACUGAAACCACCAAUGGCGAUGUGAACAAGGAAACGUUACAACAUGAAGCAUAAUGGCCAGUUUUGACUGUUAUUAUUAUAUAUUUUCGCCCCCUUUUAUUCUAUAUUCGUUUGUUUUAUUUUCUUCUCUUCUUUGUUAUCUUUUUAUUUUUUUUACUUUUAUUAUUUGUGUGUAUUCUAUUCUCCUCUUCCAUUAUAUUAUCUUCCUUCUCUUUUGUUAUUAGAAAUCAGGACUUUUGAUAGUUCGCUGUACAUGAAUUGAAUCUGUAUUCAUUUUGGAGCAAGUCAUUUUAUCUAUUGAUAGGGACUUCUCUAAUGUAUAUGCACAACAAAUAUAUCUUUUUAUAUCUUCGAUAUUUUGUCUUUUACUUCCCUCUCCACUAUUCUUUGUAUUUUCCCCUGUCCACAGUUUUUUUUUUAUACUAUUCUUUUUAUAAUAAAAAAAUCAAAAACAAUUGACAAACAAAAU